AUGCCCAUCAAAAUUUCUGACCUUCUUGAUGGAAAACCAAUGCCUGGGAUGGACCAACAUUUCAAGAACCCAGGGGAGAUAAUCAAGUGUCAGAUUUCUUGUUGUGUUGAGCAUGGGUUACAUCGUGUCAAAGGUAAUUUGUGGAAAGCAGUUAGGGACAAUCAAGGGAUCUUUGAAAGCUCUUUGGCAAAGAUACACUUGGAGACAUCUGAUAUCAGCUCAAAGAUUUUGGCUGAAUCACAAGCCAUUGAAGCGAACUGGAAAGCACUUGCAAAAAAAUUGAAGGGGAUGCAGACUGAACAAGCAAGUCUGAAGAAGGAUAUUGAAGAACUGAAAGAAAAAUACCAGUCUGCUCUACAUGAAUAUCAUAAAGAGCAAAAGAAGAAAUGUUUGGACUUUCAAGAGCUUUGUACUGAUGUUGCCAAUAUCAAGAGAAACUUUGAAGACUAUCAAAAUAAGGAAUCCUUCAAGUUUGAAGCCAUGCAAGAGCAGUGUAAGGAUUGGCAGUCAAAGGUGGAAGAAAGACUCACAUUGGCUGCUCAUGUAGUUCUAAAACACAGAGGCUAG
This is a messenger RNA of Melampsora larici-populina 98AG31, 567 nucleotides long. RefSeq lists its product as uncharacterized. The coding region runs from base 1 to 567 and encodes 188 amino acids. The transcript is spliced from 4 exons. The record is from RefSeq and is a predicted model, not a curated record. Lineage: Eukaryota; Fungi; Basidiomycota; Pucciniomycetes; Pucciniales; Melampsoraceae.